AUGACUAUUUACAAAUUGGCUAGUUGUUGUGAGUACAGGGUGGUAGGAAAUGCUUUUGGAGUGCAUAAAAGCACAGUCAAAAAAUGUUUUUAUCAAGUUGUCAAAUGUAUAAAUACUGUACUUCUAUCUAAGUAUGUUAAGUUUCCCGAUGAAAAAGAAGCUUUACGUAUAGCAAAUGCUGUGGAAAAAAAACUGGGAUGKUACAGUGUACAUGAUGCUGCUGUUUUAAAAAGCUCAAACUUAUAUAACCACUCUCAUCAAAAAAUACCUUCAAUUAAAAAAAAUAUUGAUGGUAUAGAUGUACCUUAUUUUUUGCUCGGUGAUCCAGCUUACCCACUCCUUCCAUGGUUAAUGAAAGGAUAUACUGGUAGUGUAAGCAUUGAAGAAGAUAAUUUCAACACAUAUUUAAGUUCGGCACGUAUGGCAGUUGAAAAUGCUUUUGGAAGGUUAAAAGGUAGAUGGAGAUGUCUACAAAAAAGGAUUGAUAUUCACCAUAGUUUUGUUCCAUCUGUUGUAUCUUGUUGUGUUACACUACACAAUAUUAUUGAAUUGCAACAUGAUCAUUUUAAUACCACAUGGUUAAGAAAUGUUGAAGACUCAGAUGUAGUUUACCCUCAACCCACAACCUGCAUAACAAAUCGUAGAGACACAAGUUCAAAUGUUGAUGAUAUGAAGAAGAUUAGAGAACAUUUAAAAAUGUACAUGGUAAAAAAUUAUCCAUUAAGAAGUUCUUCAGUCAGGACAUUAUAA
This is a messenger RNA of Diuraphis noxia (Russian wheat aphid), 750 nucleotides long. RefSeq lists its product as uncharacterized. NCBI's taxonomy places the organism in Eukaryota, Metazoa, Arthropoda, Insecta, Hemiptera, Aphididae. The record is from RefSeq and is a predicted model, not a curated record.